Cimex lectularius (bed bug) is the source of this 1740-nucleotide messenger RNA. RefSeq names its product proton-coupled folate transporter-like. Gene Ontology annotation, cellular component: membrane. The transcript has 8 exons. Lineage: Eukaryota; Metazoa; Arthropoda; Insecta; Hemiptera; Cimicidae. Gene Ontology annotation, biological process: transmembrane transport. Bases 250 to 1680 code for a protein of 476 amino acids. Gene Ontology annotation, molecular function: transmembrane transporter activity. The record is from RefSeq and is a predicted model, not a curated record.
UCAAGGACUAGAUAUUUUAUUUGUUUUUUAAUUAUUUUUUUCCCCCCGACGACAGUCUUCUCCGAUCUGAAACACGCCUCUCAACGUCCCGCUCAUUCCACUGGUUUAUAUCCGGGUUGAGGGAGCUUGUUAAAUAGCAAUUCUGCGGAGUCUUAUAUAUACCGUGUCCUCUGAUAUGCAGGGGUGAAAAAGCUUAAUAAAUAGAAAAGGAUUUUUUUGUAAUCCACAGAUGUCUGAUUGUGUCUGAAGAUGGCUGGUGAAAACGAGGUGUCGUCCCGGACUGGGUGGAGGUCGAUAGGGGUCGAGCCGGUCCUCUUCCUCUACAUGUCCGCCUUCAUGACAACGUCUGUCGUCGAGGAAGCUUUCUUCGUCAACAAAGUGUGCACGGUUAACUUGGGCUACGAGCAGAAAGUCUGCGACAACCUCAACGACAACAAGUACCUACAAGAGCGUACGGAGGUCCAAAUAAGGGUCUCGACCUUCCAUCAGUACGAGAACAUAGCGACCCAUGGUAUACCGAUCAUUCUGGCCUUCUUCCUCGGCUCGUGGAGCGAUAAGGUCGGACGGAAGCUACCGAUGCUCAUCGGGCUUUUCGGCAACUUGAUAUACUCGACAAUGAUAAUCCUCAACGACCUCAUGGACGACUGGCCGGUUGAUGUGGUCCUGUUCACCGCAUGCCUCCCAUGCGCCCUGACGGGAGGCAACUUGACUGUGUUCAUGUCCGCGUUCAGCUACCUCUCUGACACGACGACCCAGAGGGAGCGGACACUCCGUACUACGCUCCUCGAGGUCGCCUACCUCACCCCUAUGCCUCUCGGCGUCAUGUUCGGCUCCUAUCUCUACUACAACGUCCUCGGCCGGUCUUACGCCGCGAUGUUCACCGUCAACGCCGCCUUCCUCGUUGCCGCCAUCGUCGUUGCGUGGGCCGUGAUGGACUGGAAAACGACCGAAGGUCCCUGCGACGUGAGCGGCCCUUGCUUCGGCCUCGUCGACUUCGGCCACGUCGCCGCCUCUUUCAAAACACUUUUCAAGCCGAGGAGGAACAACCGACGCCUCUUCCUCUUCCUCGUCCUCAUCGCGAUGGCCCUCUACACAUUCCAAAGAGACGAGAAGCACAUGGUCUUUCUUUACACGCAGCAUGUGUUCAACUGGGACCUGGCCCAGUACAGCAAAUUCAGGACGUUCCAAUCGUCGGUCUUCAUAUUCGGCCUCCUCCUCCUCGGCCCGUUGCUCACGAAGCUUUUAAAAUUGAAAGACAUGGUGAUGGUGAUGCUGGGGGCCGUGUCCCAUUUCGUGACGAGGGUCAUUUUCGCCACGGUCAUGGAGCCGUGGCAGUUCUACAUCGGCGCUCUCACCGCCUGCCUAGGGCCGACUGUCGCCCCCGUCUUCAGGUCGUUCGUCUCCAAACUGGUGCCGCCCAAUGAGCGAGGAAAGGUUUUCGCCAUGCUCACAGUCGCCGACAUGACGGUGCCUCUCGUCUCGGGCAUCGUCUACACGCAGGUAUACAAUUUGACCCUCUCAACACACCCCCAGGCGAUUUUUUACGUCACCGCUCUCACCCAGGCCGGAGUAUUUUUCAUAGCGAUUUUUGUAAACAUCUUGUUAGAAGGGAGGAACCUUAAUCAGGAGGUUGAAUCCAGCGAUGACGAAACUACUGCGGACAUCAACGUCCACGCAUAACCCCCCCUCCUGUUGUUAAUAGUUAAUUUAUAUGUAUAAUAAAAAAAGAGUAAAUUUAAA